Drechmeria coniospora is the source of this 1731-nucleotide messenger RNA. Its product is annotated as putative 26s proteasome non-atpase regulatory subunit 3 protein. Gene Ontology annotation, molecular function: enzyme regulator activity. Gene Ontology annotation, cellular component: proteasome regulatory particle, lid subcomplex; proteasome complex. The record is from RefSeq and is a predicted model, not a curated record. The coding region runs from base 1 to 1731 and encodes 576 amino acids. The transcript is spliced from 3 exons. Lineage: Eukaryota; Fungi; Ascomycota; Sordariomycetes; Hypocreales; Ophiocordycipitaceae. Gene Ontology annotation, biological process: regulation of protein catabolic process; ubiquitin-dependent protein catabolic process.
AUGCCCGGCAAAACCCCCGAAAGCAACGGCAACGACCCGGUCGAGAACGGGGUUCGGAAGAAGGCCGAUGUCGAGAUGACGGACGCCAAGGGCAAAGGCAAAAAGGCUGCCAGGGAUGGCGAUGAGGAGAUGACGGUGGUCGUGCCUCUAUCAAAGUCGUCGAAGCAGCCUCAAGACGCCGACGGCGAUGUCUCGAUGGACGAUGACGGUGCCGCCGACGACGACGAGGUCAAGGUUGAUCCGGCAACGCAAACAGCAUCGGACAUCAAGAGCAAUUUUGCCUUGCUAGAUCGCGCCGUUGCCCUGUUCGACGCCCGAUUUUCGCUGCGAGCCCUGCGAUCCAUCUCCCUCAUCCGCAAGCGUUUGACGCCGCAGAUCAUCGGCCAGGUCAUCGUCGAAACCUUUCCGGCGACGGUCGCAUCCGGGAACGUGGCCAAGAAGCUCCUCGUCGCCGUCGGCUGCGAGGGCAUGCCGCUGGGCCGUCAGCCCGGCCCUGAGAUGGAGGUCGACGGCGACAAGCCGGCCGGGAAGAACGGGGCGAAGAAGGAGAGCAAAGACGUCAUGCCGGAGAUUGACGUGUUCCUCGGCAUCCUCGUCCAGGUCUACCUGUUCGACAGCAUGAUGUACCAGAAGGGCGCCGAGUUCUCCCAAUACCUCGCCGGCCGUGUCCAGUCGCUCAAUCGGCGCACCCUCGACUCGCUCUCCGCCAAGGUGUACUUUUACUACUCCCUCUUCUGCGAGCACAUGGCGACGCUGCCGCCAUCGCCCGAGUCUCCGAUGGUGGCCAUAAGACCGACGCUGCUCGCGGCCCUCCGAACGGCCGUCCUGCGCAAGGACAUCGACACACAGGCCUCGGUCAUCGUCCUGCUGCUGCGAAGCUACCUCCUGACGUCUCACAUCAACCAGGCCGACCUGCUGGUGUCGCACACGCAGUUCCCCGAGAACGCGGCGAACAACCAGGUUGCCCGAUUCCUCUACUACCUCGGCCGCAUCAGAGCCAUCCAGCUGCGCUACACGGAGGCGCACGAGCAUCUCACGGCGGCGACGCGCAAGGCGCCCUCGAGCAGCUGCGCCGUCGGCUUCUCCCAGACGGCGACCAAGCUGCUCAUGGUCGUCGAGCUCCUGAUGGGCGACAUCCCCGACAGGGCGACGUUCCGCCUCCCCUCGCUCGAGGAUGCGCUGCACCCGUACUUCUUGCUCGUGCAGGCGGUCCGCGUCGGCAACCUCGAGGACUUUGAGGUCGCCAUCGCCGACCACGCCGACGCCUUCCGACGCGACGGCACCUACUCGCUCAUCCUGCGCCUGCGGCAAAACGUCAUCAAGACGGGCAUCCGCAUGAUGUCCCUGUCCUACUCUCGAAUUUCCCUGCGCGACAUCUGUAUCCGCCUGCACCUCGGUAGCGAGGAGUCUGCAGAGUACAUCGUCGCCAAGGCUAUCCGGGAUGGCGUCAUCGAGGCCACGCUCGACAGGGAGCACGGAUUCAUGAAGAGCAAGGAGGUCGGCGACGUCUACGCCACGAGAGAACCGGGCGAGGCUUUCCACGACCGCAUCCGAGCGUGCCUCGCGCUGCACGACGAAAGCGUCAAGGCUAUGCGCUUCCCGAUGAAUCAGCAUCGCCUCGAGCUGAAGAAUGCUCAGGAGGCCCGCGAACGCGAACGGGAGAUGGCCAAGGAGAUACAAGAAGGCGACCUAGAUGAAGACGACCUCGGCGGCGAGUUUGAGGGCAUGUAA